Molecule: messenger RNA, 4749 nt
Organism: Chiloscyllium plagiosum (whitespotted bambooshark)
Lineage: Eukaryota; Metazoa; Chordata; Chondrichthyes; Orectolobiformes; Hemiscylliidae
Product: transmembrane protein 229B-like
Source: RefSeq, a predicted model, not a curated record
AUGUUGCCAGGCUUGCUUAUUUCUCCAGCCUCCUGUUUUUCUAAUUUGGAUUGUGGCAGUUUUUAAAAAAUCUCUAACCACGUCUAUUUACUUGUCUGGUUUCCAUCCAGCCCUUAUGCUGUAGAUUGAAUUUAGCUCCAGUGCCUCAAUGUUAGGAGACUGCAGCAUGCUUGGCCAAUAUCUGCCCUGGCAUCACAGAAGUUUAAACGAAUUCAUGUCAUAAUAUGUGUUGCUUUGUGAACUUAUUUGAGCCCUCCGUUCUCAGCUGUCUUUUAAGAGCACUGACUUGCAGGGAUGCUCCAUUGAUGUCUGAUGCUGUUCCCCAUUCAGAUCUGAGCAGUGGUACUUCCCGCAUUAUGCUUCUGCCACUUCCCCAUUAUCGCUCUCGCCCGAUGCAGAACCAUUUGUUUGAGACUGCUGAGUACUGACUAAUGAGGGGGCAAGAGUUCUGCAGGUCGGUAUCUGUUUUAAAAUACUGCAUUUCCAAAGAGUGCUUAAUGCUUUACCGUCGUCAGCCUGUUUCAUGUAACUGUUACAUCUUUGCAGCUUUCUCUAUCUCUCUGCCUCCACUGACUGGGGAUGGCUGUAGCAGAGCCUCUGAGUGCCCUUUCCCGCUGGUAUCUCUAUGCCAUUCACGGCUACUUCUGCGAGGUGAUGUUCACAGCAGCCUGGGAUUUUGUGGUGCACUUCAACUGGAAAUUUCCCGGGGUCACCAGCGUCUGGGCCCUGUUCAUCUACGGCACAUCCAUGCUGAUAGUGGAGAGGAUGUACCUCUACCUCAGGGACAAGUGCUGCACCGCUGCCCGGUGCCUCAUCUACACCGUCUGGACGUACAUCUGGGAGUUCUGCACGGGCUAUAUCCUGCGGCAGUUCGAUGCCUGCCCGUGGGACUACUCGCAGUUCGAGUUUGACUUCAUGGGGCUGAUCACCCUGGAGUACGCCAUUCCGUGGCUCUGCGGCUCCUUCCUCAUGGAGAAGCUGGUCAUCAGGAACACGCUGCGCCUGAGGUUCGACCGCCCCCGGGACGCGGCGGCGGCGGGAGCAGCGCCGACAGCCUGGUGCCCCAGCGGCCUGACCAACGGACACAUCAAGACCGACUGACCCUCCCCUCUCCUCCGAACCGAUCUGUGGCGGGGCGGGAGAUGAGGACAGAAAUGAUGGCGUGGCGAGAAUGGGUGAAGGAGCUACAUUUCGGCGUCCACAGAGAAUUGACGAAAGGCAGACCUAACGGGCAGACAGUGCCGCUUGCAGCAAUUCCCCGCCCCCGCGGUGACGUCAGGCGGCCAGUGCUGGAUGUUGAUUGGCCGGGACAGCUGUCACUCAGGCCAUUUGAACCCUGCGGCACGAGCUCAGACCGUUGUUUCCCGCUCACUCAUGGUAACGGCUCAAUUACCAAAAAAAAGACAGUGACUUUAGUCAUAUAUAUGUACACCUACUUAGUCUGCUUUGCAUUUUCUUUCCUUUCAGUUGUCGAUUCUAUUUGUGCCCGAUGCCCACUGUGUUGUGUUACCCCCACACAAGCCAAUCCAACUUCUUGAAAAGGGGAACUUCCAUUAGUCAUUAUUAGAUUCCCAAUUCCAGGUAUUUAAUGAAUUCAAUUCCACCAUUUGCAAAGGCAGGAUUUGAACCCAGGUCCACAGGGUCAGUAGAUUAAUAGUCUAGCAAUAAUACCACUAAGCCAUCACCUCUCCUAUUCUCCAAGUCCACCGAAGAAACUUAUCUGGAAUGUUAAUCAGAGUGCGCCCUACCUUCUUGGGACCCAUAGGUUGCUAAAGUACUCUCAUUGAAAAGAUUCAGUGCUCUGCAGCUGGCUUUGUUUUCGAACCGUUAUCACAGAAUGCCAGAGUCGACUCAGCUGAUCAUGUCACUGAGCUGGCACAUUCUCCAGAACUGAAGAAACAUCCACAGCUUGACAUGCCUCUAUAACAUUUUAAAUGGACAGUUAACUAUUUCUAAGUACCAUAGUAGCAAGCCCACAAGUAAUCGAGAUCGAAGAAUUUACAACCAAAUGUUUCCCUCUGCUAGGAUAAUUCAGAGCUGAAACAAUUUUGCACAAACUUUACUCUGCAUGCCAUCCAAGGAUUAAUUAUCCGUAUUCAUUGGGCAUAUAUUGUGAAAAUGUCCCAGUUGAAGGCUGCAGAAGGAAAAACUACCAAAUGCUGAGUUACAUGAGUUGAAAGGAUUGUUUCUGAGAGAUCUGCAAGUUGUUGUUUAUGUUUUAUGUUUGCUUAUUGCAUUUUUAUUGUUCCGUCUGAGAGGGGAAAGAUAACCAUUUAAACUUGCAUUUAGAACUACUUCAAAAUUGCGAACAAGGAAUUGGGAACUCAAAGCCUUGAGCAUUCAUCUGUUAAUAUUCGAGCCAGUGUGUUAACAGACUUCUUUGGGUUAAAAAAGCAAAGAUUAUAGAAUCCCUACUGUGUGGAAACAGGCCAGAUGGCCCAACAAGUCCACACCAACCAUACAAAGAGUAUCCCAACCAUUCCAUUACCCAAUUACUUUACAUUUCCCCUGACUCAUGCACCUGUUACAUGGGCAUGUUCGUUUUGUGGAAACUUAGCAGUGCACCAACUCUGCAGCAAGAAAUAAUGAACAGUUGCCCCUUGCUAGCAUUACUACCUGAUAUUUUUUCAAGACAUGUCAAUUAUUUGACCAUUAUAUGACAAAAAAAUGUUUUCACCCAAUAAGUAGUUUGAUGGAGGCAGAUUCAAUUGUGAUUUUAAAAUGGGAAUUGGACAGCCAUCUACAGAGAAACAAGUUGCAAGGCAACCAGGAAAUCCAUGCUAGGGUCUAGGUGAGUUGUUGUUGCAGAGAAUUGGCAUGAACAUGAUGAGCUGAAUGGUCUGUGCCCCAUGAUUCAUCAGACUUUCGUUUUAAACACACUAAGUUUCACUCAACCUUCUUUCUCAACAGUCAGGUGGUACAGUAGCUAAUGAGACCUUUUAAAUGGAUGUUGACAGUUCUUUACUACAAAAUGUGCCAUGUUAAAUUGUUGAUACUGUUGCAAUUUCAUCACUUUGCUCAUCUCAUUCUGAUCAAACCACAAAGUCUUUGUCAAAAUUUUGGUUGAGAUUCCAAAGGUAGCAGCACGGGCACAUUCACUUUAUGGAAACUUAGCAGUGCAGCAACUCAGCAGCAAUAAAUAAUGAACAAUUGCCUCUCUCUAGCAUUACUACCUGAUAUUUAUUCAGGACAGUCUGUCAUGUCAAUUAUAUGCCAUGCAGUUGUGUGCCCAUGUGCAUCUUAACACCCGGCAUCACCAUCUCUGGUGGGAAUGUAGGAAGGGUUCUGAAGUUAGAUUCCCUCCUCCCCAAUCUCCUGAAGAGACACUGAUUUUAAUUGGGUUGCUUUUCCAGAGUAGUUGCUCGUCAGCAGCACUUUAGCUAAAUGGCCAUUGUAACAGAUGAUUUGUCCAAAGUAAUAUUCAGACCGAAGUCCCCAUCACCAUCAGAACAUGUGCAUUCUCAGGGUUGAGAUCUGCAACAUAUGUUGUUUUGUCAGUGCCCAGAAGAGCAGGACUGAAACAAACUGGAAUGAACUGGGAUCCAAGCUGUGACCUGCUCAAUUUGAUAUGGCAUGUACUUUUAACAAGCAGACUAUGCUCAAUCCUUUGAAAAUGGAAUGUUACAUUUUAAUCUGUGUAAUCAACAACUUUUAUAAUUGUUACAAAAUCAAAUGGACUGAAAGGAUUGUCCUCACCUUCGCUGCUUUUUGGUCAACAUUUAUUUAAACAACCUGAGAAAUGCCCAGUCAAUGGCACCGAUUGUGGCCUCAGUGCCAUGUGGACUAAAUAGGGAAAAGUUGUUACCCACUGAUCUCCUGCUGGUAAAUGCACAUCAGGGUGCUGUGAGGUCUACUGGUGGAAAAUUCAGACUCAAUUUGAACCAUUGCUUGGGGAAUGAGGGGGAAGAGUUGAGUGGUUCAAAGCUGUGGUAGUGUCUUAGGAAAGAAGAAAGAUGUGAAGAGAACUUCUUUGGUGGAGGGAGGAAUUUUGUUUCAAAUGAAUGUUGAGUCUGAAAUUAUAAGAGCACUGGUUUAAAGAGACUACUAUGAAGAAACAGUGUGUUAUGAACUCUCGAUCUAUGAUAGACAGUCUCCAAUUUAACAAAAUUCUUUCAAUGUGAGCAGAAAUGGACAGAUGAAAGACUAUAAUGUUAAUUAAUUCUUUGUAACAGCAAACAGUAUUCCUAUUUUAACUAUUUCAGGUAAAUACCCAGUGCAUGGAGGAUCGCAAUUACCUUAAAGUAGAAGUCCAUUCGCAGUGUGAGAGACAAACUUAAACAUACAUAGCUCCUACUUUGCAAUAUUACUGACUAUUAAUGAGUUCCUUCAGCCUGACAGUGCACAUGUCAAAAAGGUGUUACAUCAGCUGUUCAUUGGUGCGACUUGAUUUGCAAAAGUCCUACUGAUAUAUACUGACAAAACUAGAAAUCCAAUGAUAAUUUCAAAAAUGCUGCAUAUCAGAAAUAAAUGUUGGAAACAAGUAACAGGUCUCUGUGUAGUGCCCAAGUACAUUAAAGUCUGUUGUUAUAGCUUGAUUAGUCAAAGUGCUUUUCCUAUAAAUGAAAGAACUUGAACCUGAAUCCCAGUGAUUAGUUAUUAUUUAGAGUCAUAGAGAUGUACAGCACGGAAAGAGACCCGUCGGUCCAACCCAUCCAUGCUGACCAGAUAUCCUCUGUUCUAUAGCUUUCUGCAGUUUUUCUCCACUUAAUUAAUAUUCACCUCCUCUACUCUUCCUGCCAUAAUUUCAUA